AUGAUGCAAAGAGUUGCUAAACUCUCUGUUCAAACAGCUUCAAGAGUUUCAUUUAAAACAUGUACAAAUAACUUUAGUGCAGCCACUGCAACCAAAUCCACUUCAUCAGGAUCAGUCCCAUCAUUUUUCACUGAAUCAACAUCUACACCAUUAAAUCAAUCAAAAACUAAUACAUCAACUUUAAAUAAAUCUUCAAAAUUAAACAAUAACCUUAUAGAUAAUAUUAUGUAUGUUUAUUUUAUUUAUUAA
Messenger RNA from Dictyostelium discoideum AX4, 249 nucleotides. RefSeq lists its product as hypothetical. NCBI's taxonomy places the organism in Eukaryota, Evosea, Eumycetozoa, Dictyosteliales, Dictyosteliaceae. The coding region runs from base 1 to 249 and encodes 82 amino acids. The record is from RefSeq and is a predicted model, not a curated record. The transcript has a single exon.